Messenger RNA from Salvia miltiorrhiza (redroot sage), 2905 nucleotides. RefSeq names its product scarecrow-like protein 9. The record is from RefSeq and is a predicted model, not a curated record. Bases 335 to 2617 code for a protein of 760 amino acids. The transcript is spliced from 3 exons. Lineage: Eukaryota; Viridiplantae; Streptophyta; Magnoliopsida; Lamiales; Lamiaceae. Gene Ontology annotation, cellular component: nucleus. Gene Ontology annotation, biological process: regulation of DNA-templated transcription. Gene Ontology annotation, molecular function: sequence-specific DNA binding; DNA-binding transcription factor activity.
UCAGCAAACCACCAUGUUCUCUUUCCAACUUCCUGCUUCUCCUCUCUCUCUCUCUCUCUCUCAAAUAAGCGCACUCACCUAUGCACUCCUGUGUUACUUCUCCCUUCCUCAGCAAUCACUAGGGUUUGCUUUUUCUGAGUUUUUCGGCUAUCACUCCCCGCAAAGAUUCAGUCUUUUAUUGUUUCCUUGAGCAAAUUCAAAACUGUCUGUAUUGUUGCUUGAGUACGCAUAUGAGUAGUUUAGGGAAUUUUAUUGGAUUGCUUAGAUGAAGCAAUAAUGGUAGUUUGAAUAUUGAAUUCUAGAUAUUAUAUUUGAUUUAGUUGGUAGAAGAAGAAUGGAUCCACGUUUUCAUAGAAUCUUUAAUGGAGUUGGGUUGGGGAAUCAAUCAAUUGCCGGAUAUGCAAAUGGGAGAAUUGGGAAUGGAGCUCGAUUUGGGAUUAGUUACCCAGAUCCGGAAUUAGUGAAUGAGCAUAGAAAUGAGGGUUCCUCAUUUCAAGAGCAUUGUGUUGGGGGUGUGCAUUUGGUCCUAGACCAGCCCUUCUCGAACAGGAACGGGGAGGGGCCCGUUUCCAGCUCGCUUGUGGAUAUUGACGAUGAUUGUGAUUUCUCUGAUGCUGUCCUGAGGUACAUUGAUCAGAUACUGAUGGAGGAGGACAUGGAGGACAAGUCGCACAUGCUUCAGGAGUCAUUGGAUUUGCAGGCGAAGGAGCGGUCCUUCUACGAGGUUCUUGGGAAGAAGUACCCACCCUCUCCUCUGCAAGAAUCAGGGGCCGUUAGUCGUGAGUGUGGAGAUGAUAGUAACCCUAAUGUUAGUUGCUUUAACUCUAAAACUAGUAGUAGUGAUGGUAGUGGAUACCUAAUUGACAUUGUUGAUCCGAGUUGGAUGAUCAAAACUCAUACAGAUCAUGAUGCCAGCAUAUCAGAUCGUGCCAAGUCAUCCAUUUGCUCAUCAUCGAAUAGCUUGAACAAUCUUUUUGUAGAUGGGUGGUUUUCUGACUCUCCGGUGAGCCCCCUUCAAGUACGUGAUAUUUACAAUGAGAGCCAGCUUGUGUGGAAUUUUAAAAGAGGGGUUGAUGAAGCUAGCAGGUUCCUUCCUGCUGGGAAAAAUUUGUUGGUAAAUGCCGGUGUGAACACCUUAGCCACUAAGGAUACGAGGGAAGGGGAGAUUGAGUCGAGGAGUAUUGCGGAGAGGCAGUUACCUUCUGGAUCACGGGGCAAGAAGAGUCGUUCUACAGUGGACGUAGAUUUGGAAGAAGAGAGAAGUAGUAAACUGCCGGCUGUUUAUGCAGAAUCGGACUCAGAUGUUCCCGUGGAUGAAUUUGAUGAUGUCUUGCUUUCAACGAUGGGGGAUCGUGGGGAGAAGUUUGCAGCUUACCGAGAAGUUCUGCAGAAUGCAUCAAGCAAGGGGAGUCAACAGAACGGGCAGACAAAACGGGCUAGUGGCGGGAGGGGCCGUGCUAAGAAACAGAACAAGAAAAAGGAAGUGAUAGACUUGAGAACCCUUUUGAUAAAUUGUGCACAAGCUGUUGCUGCUGAUGAUCGUCGGAGUGCCAGUGAAUUGCUGAAACAGAUCAGGCAGCAUGCCUCUCCUUACGGCGAAGGGAACCAGAGGCUAGCUCAUUAUUUCGCUGAUGGCCUCGAAGCACGUAUGGCUGGAACUGGUAGCCAGAUUCAUAAAGCCUUUGUUAACAAGAAAACAAGUGCAGCUGAUUACUUGAAAGCUUACUAUACUUACCUAGCAUCGUCUCCAUUCAAGAAGAUCUCAAAUUUUACCUCAAACAAGACAAUCAUGUUUACGUCGAUAAAAGCAGCACGCGUGCAUGUUAUAGAUUUUGGGAUCCUCUACGGCUUCCAGUGGCCGACCUUGAUCCAGCGGAUAGCUGAAAGAGAUGGCGGUCCUCCAAUGCUUCGGAUCACUGGCAUAGACUUCCCACAACCCGGCUUCCGACCAGCAGAGAAGAUUGAGGAGACAGGGCGUAGAUUGGCCCGUUAUGCCAAACAGUUCAAGGUGCCAUUUGAGUACAAUGCUAUAGCUAAGAAGUGGGAAAACAUCAAAAUAGAAGACCUCAAGAUUGAGAAGGGCGAAUUUUUGAUAGUAAAUAGUAUGUAUCGGGCCAAGAACUUACUCGAUGAGACGGUCCUGGCUGAGAGCUCAAGAACUAUGGUUCUUAACCUAAUUAGGAAGGUCAAUCCGGACCUUUUCAUACACGGGAUAGUCAAUGGGGCUUAUAGUGCACCGUUCUUUGUCACUCGUUUCCGGGAGGUUUUGUUCCACUUUUCAGCUCUAUUCGACAUGCUGGAAACGAAUGUACCUAGGGACCAGCCGGAGAGGAUGCUUAUUGAGAGGGACAUCUUUGGAAGCGAGGCAUUGAAUGUCAUAGCUUGUGAGGGCUGGGAGAGAGUCGAGAGGCCCGAAACAUAUAAGCAGUGGCAAGUACGUCACUUGAGGGCGGGCUUUGCGCAAGUGCCUCUCAAUCAGUGGAUCAUGGAGAGGGCAAUCUACAAGGUGAGAACACACUACCACAAAGAUUUUGUCAUUGAUGAAGAUAGUCAGUGGAUGUUGAUGGGGUGGAAAGGCCGGAUAAUCUACGCCAUAUCGUGUUGGAAGCCCGUUUAAGGGAAAGAUCAUUCUGCAGCUUGGUUCCCGACUUCUUCAAGCUCACAAGACCAACAGAGGCGUAGGUUUCGAUGAAUUUGGUUCUUCCAUUGAUGAGUAGCUGCGAAACAAAUACUUAUUGACACUAGACUUUUAAAAAAGGUAACCUCAGAUUGAUAAAGAAGCAUUCUUAACUUGUUAAUGAUGAUACGAAAUAGAUUUCAUGGACAUAAAAUCUUGUUUGUUGAUGCUAGAUCAAUCAUGUGUAAAUGGAUGACAACGAUUUGUAAGAAGAGUUAUAGUUUUGCA